AUGUCGUCAACCGCUGAUACCCCUGAGACGUCCUCUCCGCCGUUGGCUAGGGAGAAGUCCGCAGCAUCUUACACUUACGACAACCUCACCGGCUGGAAAGGCGUGCGUAUACUUCGCAUUGGAAGGGGCAUGUACCACGAUGUUCGAAGACGACUUCCGUACUACUGGAGCGAUAUCCGCGAGGCGUGGACGUAUAGAACUGUCGCCAGCAUUAUCCGAAUGUACUUUGUGAAUAUCCUUCCUGCCAUAGCCUAUACGCUGGAUAUGCAUCGCAGAACCGGGCAGUUCUACGGCAUAAAUGAAGCACUUUUCUCAUCUGCCUUGGCCGCAAUGGUGUUCAGUCUUCUUUCGGUGCAACCUCUUACUAUUGUCGGUAUUACGGGGCUGAUCUCUCUGUUCAAUUACACUAUAUACGACAUCAUAAACAUCUAUGAACCAUCCAUUUACCCCCAGUUUAUGUGCUGGGUGGGAAUCUGGGGCGCUAUCUUCCACUGGGUUGUCUCACUGUGCAACCUCUGUGACUACAUGCGCUAUGUGACAGAUUUCUCGAGUGAAUCGUUUGGCUUUUAUGUCGGGACUAUCUAUAUCAGCAAGGGCGUGGAAGAAUUGAUCAGCGAAUUCAAGAACAGAGGACACACCGCCGGCUUCAUGAGUUGCACUAUCGCCAUUCUCUACUUCCUGACCAUCUACGGCCUGGAGACCAUUGGUUCCAGCACCGCUUGGAGACCCGCUUUCCGUGGGUUGCUAGCAGAUUACGCAUAUCCGCUCGCGACCAUAUUCUGGGUAGGAUUCUCGCAUUUCCCGGGCCCUCUUCAGACAGCGGAAAUCUCUCGGGUCCCAGUCAGCAGAGCGUUUUACCCAACACAGCCGCGAGGCUGGCUUGUCCAAUUCUGGGAACUGGAUACGAAAUGGGUCUUCGUGGCCCUCCCGUUUGGGUUCCUAGUCAUGCUGCUCUUUUACUAUGACCACAACGUCAGCAGUCUGACCGCACAAGCGCGGCAAUUCCCAUUGAAAAAGCCUGCUGGCUUCCAUUGGGACUUUUUCCUUCUCGGAUGCACCACUUUCAUCUCCGGUAUCGUCGGAAUCCCUUUUCCCAAUGGAUUAGUUCCGCAGGCACCCGUACACACAGAUUCUCUAACAGUCUACGAGACCGACCUCCGCAUCAUACCAACCGAGGAAGGAGAGGGAGCUGAGAUCCGCCGUCCAAUCGUAAAAGCGACUGCAGUAGUGGAACAACGAGUAUCACAUUUUGUUAUGGGACUCGCCAUCAUCGGCACGAUGACCGGGCCCCUCCUCAUUGUCCUUCACACCAUGCCAUCGGCAGUGUUCGCUGGCGUCUUCUUCAUCGUGGGAUGGGGCUCCAUUGGGAGCAACGGGAUUAUGCAAAAGGUGAUCUACUUGAUUCUGGAAGAUCGUUUCGUGCAGCGUGAUGAGCCUCUUCUCAGGGUGUCCAACCGCAAGAUUUUGCUAUGGAUCGCCUGCCAGCUCAUCACAAUCGCGACAUGCGUUGCUAUCUCUGAGACAAUUGCUGCUAUCGGAUUCCCUGUACUGAUAAUUGCCCUCAUUCCAUUCCGUGUUUCGAUCAUCCCCAAAUGGUUCACGCGGGAUGAGAUUGGUGUCAUGGAUGAUAUGACAGCCAACAACAAAACCGUGCUUGCCAGUCUGGGUGGGCCACCUCGCUUUCCUGGCGAGACUCGCUCUCAGGACGAAUAUGGGCUUCGCCGCCGGUAUUCUGAGCGGAAGGAGGGAGUUUCUCGACAAAGGGCUGGUAGUAUCCAUCGUUGA
This is a messenger RNA of Penicillium alfredii, 1785 nucleotides long. Its product is annotated as anion exchange family protein. Gene Ontology annotation, molecular function: solute:inorganic anion antiporter activity. Lineage: Eukaryota; Fungi; Ascomycota; Eurotiomycetes; Eurotiales; Aspergillaceae. Gene Ontology annotation, cellular component: plasma membrane. Bases 1 to 1785 code for a protein of 594 amino acids. The record is from RefSeq and is a predicted model, not a curated record. Gene Ontology annotation, biological process: transmembrane transport; monoatomic ion homeostasis; monoatomic anion transport. The transcript is spliced from 7 exons.